CAAAGUUCGCUCCAUGGCUACUAGAACUAGUAGAGUUGUUACCAUUACACUACUAGUGCUCCUAGGUGCAACCAUAUGCUCCGCCGCUAGAACCCUUCUCUCUCUAGAGGCCGGAGCCUACGGCGUUGGCCAUGGCAUCGGCAUCGGUGGCGGGGGCAGCUACGGCGGCGGAGGUGCCGCUGCUGGAGGUUCUGGUGGUGGAGGUGGCGGCGGCAGCGGGAGUGGCGGCGGCGGAGGCUACGGUGGAGAGCAGGGAAUUGGCUACGGGAGCGGUGAAGGCGGCGGUAGUGGCGGCGGUUACGGCGCCAGUGGAGCAGGAGGAGGAGGAUAUGGCGGUGGUGGAGGAGGCGGCAGCGGCGGUGGCGUGGGGUACGGCGCGGGAGGAGGGCAUGGCGGAGGGUAUGGCUCCGGCGGGGGCGAAGGAUAUGGAGGGGCGGGCGGCCAUGGCGGAGGCGGCGGCGGAGGAAACGGCGGAGGUGGCGGGUACGGCAGUGGAGGUGAGCACGGAGGGGGGUACGGUAGCGGCGGUGGAGAGGGAGGCGGUGCAGGGUACGGCGGCGGAGGGGAGCACGGCGGAGGGUACGGUGGUGGAGGAGGAAGCGGCGGAGGUGGCGGCGGUGCUUACGGGGGUGCAGGAGGGUAUGGUGGUGGUAGCGGCGGCGGCGGCGGCGGCGGUGGCGGCGCCGGUGGUGUUGGUGGGUAUUAUGCUGGGUUGCAUAAUGGGUACAUUCCAUGAAGUUGGGAGUACGAAAACAGCCCCAAGCUACCGCCGUAUCUUGAGCAACUACUAGUGCCAAUAAAGAAGUGUGCUUAUUAUUAUAAUUCGUGCCUAUGAUUAUGAUAUAUAAUAUGUGUAAUUAAGGGAGGGGUUUGAUGAUUUCUUAUGUUGGGUUGGAAUGCUAUUUGUCGUUGGAACUACCGUUAUAAUUCGUUGUAACAUGUGAAAUCAACGAAUGAAGUAAUGAAAACAGCAUUAAUUAGCUUAA
Molecule: messenger RNA, 986 nt
Organism: Ananas comosus (pineapple)
Lineage: Eukaryota; Viridiplantae; Streptophyta; Magnoliopsida; Poales; Bromeliaceae
Exons: 2
Coding region: 132-791 (219 amino acids)
Source: RefSeq, a predicted model, not a curated record